Molecule: messenger RNA, 2371 nt
Organism: Paramecium sonneborni
Lineage: Eukaryota; Ciliophora; Oligohymenophorea; Peniculida; Parameciidae
Source: the annotation of a GenBank genome assembly
AAAUCAUUUCAUGUUUUUAAAGUAUGAUCUUGACUCUAUGUAGUUUCGGCCGAUUUUUUGGAUUUGGAUUCUAAUCUAAAAUGGACACUUUGCUAAAAUAAGAUAAUUUAACCUUAGAAACUAUUUUGAAUGAAGAAGACAUUUUAGCUGAAUUAAAAAAUUCAAGUUCAGGUAAAUUUGCUGAUUUGUAAGAAAAAAAUUUUAUUAUUUCUUAGCAUAAUUUCACAUCCCAUUGAAUAUAAAAAAAUGAUUGAUUACAUCACAAAUGAUAUUACAGAUUAAUAGUCAGAUAAAAAUACAUGCAUUAAGUAUUAAUAUAUAUUGAAUAUUUUUUAAGAUAUCCAUUUUACAUUAGUGAAAUAUUAGGUUCUGAAAAUGAGAAAUUGAUUAAUUUCUUAUUUGAAAAGCAAGGAGAUACAUCCUAGGAAGAAAUUUAAAAUCCCCUUGAUGAUCAUCCAACAGAGAGCUAACCUUAAGAUUUUCAAAAUGAGAAUGAAUAACUCAGAAAUAAGCUCCUACCUGAUCUUCUAUUUCUAUUAGAAAAUGAUUCCAUUUUAAUUACUUCAGCAGGAUAUUUUGCAAAGAUUAUCUCAGCAAUAAUCCAUAAAAGAGGAUUUGAUGUAUAUUAAUUAAUAAUUUAAGUUUUGGGAUUAUUUAAAAUAGAAUCCAGAAACAAUAUCAAAUUUAUUUAAGCACAUAGGAAUAAGACAUAUAACUGAAAUCUUUGAAAAAUUGAUUAUUCUAGAUACAUGUUAAGAAGAACAUGAUGAAAGAUUAUAUAUACAAGAGAGACAAUAAUUGAUAGCCAGAUUACUUAAAUACCUUAAUGGAUAAUCACAUUCAAAUACCAUUAUUACAAAUAUAUGUGAAACAUUUAUUGAAAUAUAUAAAAGAGCCUUGAUGUCUCUUGAUGGAAUGAUUGUUUUGAGAGAACUCUUGUUAUCAGUAGAAAAACCAUAAUUCUUUAUGAAUCUAGCAAUUAAAACUUAAAAUAGUGCAGUUUAUAAUUUGCUCAAUAUUCAAUAUGAAUUUAAUCUAAAAAUGUCAUAGCUUGAAGAUAAACACUACGAAAUAGAUUUUUCCACUUUUUAUAAACCAAUAUUAGAUGCAUCAACAGCAGCUUUAACCUAAUAAGAUAUAUUUAAAGGAUCUUUUUAAACUACUUAUGGAGCUAUAAUUAAACCUUUAGGAGAUUCAAAAUUGUCAUUAUUAUAAUUAAUUAUAUAAUUAAUUUCAAAAUAAGAAUUAGCAAUCAUUAUUGAAAAAGGAUAAAUAUUUUAAUAAGUAAUUAAUUUAGUUAUUGCUUAUUCAACAAAUAAUUAAUUACAUAUCCUAUUUCAUAAAAUGGUAGAAACUAUUGUAGAUUCUAAAAAUGAUCAUUUACAUGAGCUCUUUUUUUAAGAUACAAACUUUUUGGAUUUCCUCAUAAAUAAUAAUGGUUCUGAAGAAAGAGCAAAAAAACAUGGAUAUAAAGGUAUAUUGACUAAAAUUACUAAUUAUAUUAAUUCUACCUAUUAACAACAUUAAAUAAUAUAAUCUGCAAUUUUAAAUAGUGAAAAUAAAUGGAAAAAUUAUAUGGAACAACUAAAGCCAAUCAACGAUAUUGAAUAAUCAUGGUUGUUAGGAGUUAAUCCAAGAUUCAGAGGAGAAUAAAUAAAUGUGGAUUCUUAUAGUCCUCCUCUUUAAUGGCCUGAAUAAUUAGGUUCUGAAUAUAAAUCCAUCAAUAAUCCAUCUUCUGAAACAAAUGAAAAUUAAUAAGAAUCAAAAGAAGAUAACUCAAAUCAUAAUUAAAAUGAAGAAAUUUAAUAAUAAGCUGAUUAAUUUGAUUCUGAAGUAGCUUAAAUAGAAAAAUAAGAAGCCAUGGAGGGAGAUGAUGUUCCUGUAAAAGAAGAAAAUAUUGAAUAAGAAGAAGAAUCAUAGCCUUAAAAUCAUGAAUUAUAAAUUGUUGAUUCUCCAAUUUAUGUUGAAGCUGUUUAGAUUGAAUUAGAAAAUGAAUAAAUACCUGAAUAGACUUUAGAAAUUAAGCAAGAAUAAUAAAUAUAAUAAGAAUAAGUAGAACAAUUAUAAGAAAAAGUAGAAUAAUAAUAAUAGUAACAAUAAUAAUAAUAAGAAUAAGAAUAAGAAGAAGCCUAAGAAUUAUAAUAAUAAGAGAAACUGGGUUAAGAGGAAUAAAUCUAAGAACCAUAAAAUAUACUUCAAGAAUAACCAAAAUUGGAAUAAUAGUAAAAUUAAGAACAAAUUCAAGUUGAAUAACAAGAAAUCUAGUCCAAGAUAGAAGCUAAUGAAAGUUAAGAAUAACUAAAGCAAAAUAAUGAACCUCCACAUGAGGCCUGAAAAUAAUAUUAUUAUUAAUAUUAUAUUUUUAUCAAAU